AUUCAUCUGCCAUUUUUGUUGAGUGUGUGGCCUUUCCGUUUGGUUGGAAAAAUAAAUCUAAUUUUGUGUUGAGUUACGGUACUUUAUGUAUAUCUAAUUCAGUAUCAGUAUUCCAAAAUGUAUUCAAGUGACGAUUACAAUGAGGGCGGCUAUGAAUCUUAUGGUGAUUAUGAGCCUCAUACUGGAGACCCACAGUAUGAUUUGGAGUAUGACAGAUCAUACUAUCAAAUGCCAGAUAUGGUGAAAAAGUUCUUAGUGUACUUUCGCAAUAUGAUCAAUGAGGGAGUAACAUUUGAAAUACUGAACUUGUAUGAAAAUACUUUCCCUAAGCUCACAGAGCAGUAUUUUACCAACACCCCAUGGCCAGAUGAAAAAGAAGUUUCACCAUUGGUUGACAAUGAUAAUAUAUUCAUGAUCCUGUACAAGGAGCUCUACUUCCGGGACAUUUAUGCCCGUGUGCCGGGAGGACCGAAGCCGGAACAGCGGUUCCUGUCGUUCUACAACUACUGCGACCUGUUCAACUACAUCCUGUCCGCGGCCACGCCGGUGCCUCUGGAGCUGCCCGACCAGUGGCUGUGGGAGCUGAUUGAUGAAUUUGUCUACCAAUUCCAGUCUUUUGCUCAAUAUAGGUCACGCACAUCAAAGUUGAGUCCAGCUGAGAUUGAUGCUCUGAACACGGAGAACAAAGCGUGGAACGUUCUCUGCAUUCUCAAUGUGCUACACUCUCUCGUUGAGAAAUCCAACAUCAAGCGCCAGCUUGAGGUGUAUGCUGCUGGUGGAGAUCCGGACUCAGUGGCGGGAGAGUUCGGCCGACAUUCCCUUUAUAAGAUGCUAGGUUACUUCUCCCUCGUGGGUCUGCUCCGUCUGCAUUCUCUGCUCGGUGAUUACUACCAGGCCAUUAAGGUACUAGAAAACAUUGAGCUCCACAAGAAGUCUCAAUACUCACACGUGCCGGCGUGCCAAAUUUCCACAUCCUAUUACGUAGGGUUCGCAUACAUGAUGAUGAGGAGGUACUCGGAUGCCAUCCGGACCCUGUCCUCCGCUCUGCUGUACAUGCAGCGCACCAAGCAGCUGUUCUCGUCCCGGUCAUACCAGAACGACCAAAUUAACAAGCAAACAGAACAGAUGUAUCAUCUGCUAGCCAUUUGUCUUGUGCUCCAUCCGCAGUGCGUUGACGAAUCCAUCCAGCAGGUGCUCCGCGAGAAGAACUACCACGAGAAGAUGUUCAAGAUGCAGUACGGUGACCUCGGGGAGUUCGAGGGCUGCUUCACGUUCGCCUGCCCCAAGUUCCUGUCGCCCUGCCCGCCGCCCAUCGAACCCGGCUCCAACUACGCCCGCGACGCCGUCAAACACCAGACCCAGGUGUUCAUGGAUGAAGUCCGUCAACAAAAGAUGUUACCGACCAUCCGGUCCUAUCUGAAGCUAUACACUACGCUGCCAAUGGCGAAGCUGGCUGCGUUCAUGUCGGCGGCGCGGGGCGGGGAGCGUGACGCAGCGAGGGAGCACGCAGCACUCGCGAUACACUUACUGUGCUUCAAGCACAAGAUGAAGAAUGUGGUGUGGACUAAAGGCCCUAGCGGGCUGGACGGGAAAUUCCAGAGUGGGUCUGAGCUGGACUUCUAUAUUGACAAUGACAUGAUACAUAUCGCGGACACGAAGGUGGCGCAUCGCUACGGCGACUUCUUCAUACGCAAAAUCCUCAAAUUCGAGGAGUUGAACCGCAAGCUGCAUCAUAUUAAGAUCUAAGAGAUUUGUCAAGGCCACGCACAACUUUAAAAUCUAUCAAUAACCCCUGAUCACUGAACUACCAACCCCAACACACCAAGCGUGUCUGGUGGUCCCUUCUUAUAAACCAUCUGGCACCCCAUGGUCUACCAAAAACAUCUAAAAUUUUAAGGCUGCGCCAUAUCCAUUGAACUUUACCAAUCUUAAUGUUGUGCAGGGCUUAAACCAUUUUACAAAUAAACCCAUCUAUUGG
Messenger RNA from Aricia agestis (brown argus), 1978 nucleotides. RefSeq names its product eukaryotic translation initiation factor 3 subunit L (gene eIF3l). The record is from RefSeq and is a predicted model, not a curated record. Gene Ontology annotation, molecular function: protein binding; translation initiation factor activity. Bases 118 to 1746 code for a protein of 542 amino acids. The transcript has 10 exons. NCBI's taxonomy places the organism in Eukaryota, Metazoa, Arthropoda, Insecta, Lepidoptera, Lycaenidae. Gene Ontology annotation, cellular component: cytoplasm; eukaryotic translation initiation factor 3 complex. Gene Ontology annotation, biological process: translational initiation.